AUGCCUUGGGACGAUUGGCGCAAAGACUUCAACAAGAAGCUCGAUGACUUUGGAGAAGAUGCAAAGCAAAAGUAUCGCCAGCAGCGCGAAGCCAACGCCGGCGGUGGUUCCAGCGGCAGCAAGAUCGGACUGCAGGAUCGGAUGAACAUGUUGAAGGGAGAAAACCCACGAUGGAAUCGGGAUGUCGAGUCUCGAACGUCAGCGACCGCAGGACCGGGAACGGAGCACGCCUCAACCGUGGUUCCGGAGAGAAGCAGAGUACCUCCUGCGCCGCCUUCCGCGCUGAACAAAGGUCGACCACCACCUCCUCCCUCUCGUCACUCUGCAUCAAACACAUCAGCUGCUGCUGCUGCUGCUGCUGCUGCUCCUCCAGCUUUGCCAGCCAGAAUGCAGAACGAAGACGGCACAAACAAUCCACCUCCACCCUACCCUCCAGCAACGCAAACACAGCACGCUUAUCCAACAAGUCAAGGCUCAUCGUCCCACAUCGAAUUUUCCCGCUUCACACACCAAGACAAGCAAGCCUUCUUCAGCCUUCUCGACGAAUACUUUGACCAACGAGAGCGUGGUCUGCGCUAA
Messenger RNA from Pseudozyma hubeiensis SY62, 579 nucleotides. Its product is annotated as proline-rich protein. The record is from RefSeq and is a predicted model, not a curated record. The transcript has a single exon. The coding region runs from base 1 to 579 and encodes 192 amino acids. NCBI's taxonomy places the organism in Eukaryota, Fungi, Basidiomycota, Ustilaginomycetes, Ustilaginales, Ustilaginaceae.